AUGGGGUCCGGUUUGUGGUUUAUGGUGUGUGUGCCUAAAGAAGAAUAUGAAAAGAAACUCCGGUUAGGGCUAACAAGCUAUGGUUCCUCCAAGAGCUUGCGAAGCAAAUCUUCAGAACAACUUGAUUCUACAAAAGCUUCAGGCAAUAACGGCACAGUCCCAGCAAGUCCUGUGAAACUUAAACUAAAUCAAAGUAAUGGACAAAAGUCCAAUGCUUCCAAGACAUCACUGGUCACGUGGAAUUCAACAGAAGAAUCCUCGUCGUCUGCAGCGAGGUCUAUAGAAUUAGAACAGUAUUUAGCGAAGGAAGAUUCUUUAGUCAAGGUUCUUCAAGAAGAACUAGACCAUCUGGAGAUUCAAGAUGCAGUGUGGACGUCAUCCAGUGAUGAUAAGUAUCACCAGGUCUAUUUUCCCUGUGAAGCAGGUGGCCAGAGCGAUUUUGUACUCCAGCAUCUCACGUCGCGUGGUCUCGGGCGACGAGAUAGAUCAACUAUUGGAGUCAUCCCAUGUGCCGUGUUCUAUCGUCACGACUCUACGACAACAGAACCUUCUAGCAACCAAUUUACAGACACCGAUGACACCGACAGUGAUGGAUCUACUAAUUCACCCAAAGCUUCCAAGGCAAAGAAUGAUAUAAAGCGUGCCAGGAAAGCUUUCAAGUCAAUGCAGAAGAGGUUUCUGAAGACGGUGACAGCUAGACUUACUGUUGCUCAGGUUGUUGAUGGAAUACGGGCCAACGCAGUUUUGUCAUUCGACUUCGUGAUGUUUAUAAUAUUGGCCAGCAUGAUUGCUGCUUUGGGUUUAAUGGAAAACAGUUCAGUUGUUCUAGUUGCCAGCAUGUUGAUAUCACCUCUCAUGGGUCCUAUAUUGGCAGGAACGUUUGGUGCGGUGAUCGAGGAUAGAUCUUUGAGAAACCAAGGUUUAACGAACGAAAUAAUUGGUUUAUCUGUGUGUGUUGUUUUUGGUUUUCUGUUCGGUCUUAUAUGUGGAAACUUCAGCGACACUUGGGGUCAAGGAGAGUGGCCAACAUCAGAAAUGGCUGGCAGGGGCUACUGGAGAAGCUUAUGGGUAGGCUUGCUGAUUGCACUGCCCUCUGGCGCCGGUGUGGCUCUCUCAGUGCUGGGCGGAAACGCUGGAUCUUUGGUUGGUGUGGCUAUUUCAGCCUCUCUGUUGCCUCCUGCAGUUAACGCUGGCAUUCUGUGGGCUUUGGCGGUGCUGAAAAACUUGCGUUCAUUGUCAGAGAAAGUCAUAACAGCAGAAAUAGCUGGCAACAUCUACUUGACGAAGCCAUCAUUAGUGCCCCCUCGUGAUUACCAGAUCAUGUACUCCUUUCGCAUGGACAGAGAAUGUGCAAUUCUGGGGCUCAUCAGUUUGUUACUGACCUUAGUCAACAUUUUAUGUAUCAUAAUAGCUGCAGUGUGUGUUCUGAAGAUCAAAGAAGUCGCUCCAUAUUCUACAAUGAACAAAACAAAAAGAUUUUGGACAGAAGAUGUCAAGAUCGCCCGGAAUUUCUACAAAGUAACUCCUCACCCAGACUCAGCUAACCUUGCAGAGGAUUUUCUACACGAGUGGUCGAAAUUAACUGGCUUAGACGGAACAGAAAUAUUUGGAAAUACACGUUCUGCUCGUAAAACAAGACAGGAGACUGUGAGAGGACUGGUGGAGGAUGUCCAAGAUGACGAUGUCUAUCAGGCGGUCAUGCAGAGAGUGGGAGGAGUACGACCUGAAUCUCUUAGCAAAAGGUUCUCUGAUUCAGUGUCACAAGUGCAAGGGUUUCCACAUGGUAGCAGCACUGUGUCAGUAUGGGACAUCGAGAAUGGCUUCAGUGACGUAACUUUACGACAUCCUCAAAGAGUUGUACAGCCAGAAAACAAGCCACCAGCUCGGUUAAGCAAGCUUUUCAAAUGGAUUCCAAUAAACCCUAAGGUAAGACUCAAGUAUUGUACAUGA
This is a messenger RNA of Limulus polyphemus (Atlantic horseshoe crab), 1950 nucleotides long. RefSeq lists its product as uncharacterized. The record is from RefSeq and is a predicted model, not a curated record. The transcript has 18 exons. NCBI's taxonomy places the organism in Eukaryota, Metazoa, Arthropoda, Merostomata, Xiphosura, Limulidae. The coding region runs from base 1 to 1950 and encodes 649 amino acids.